ACGAUCUAGCAGAUUUAGAGCAGUUCCCGGCUUGCACGUGUAGAAAUUGCACGUGUGACAUGCAGGAGAAACUCGCGCAGAUGCGUGAAAGGGAACGCUCCCAUCAAUUUUUGAUGGGUCUGAAUGAUGUUUUGUAUGGGACUUUGCGGUCAAAUCUGUUGGCCCAGGAAAUCAUACCACCAGUGUCAAGAAUAUAUAACAUUCUUGUCCAAGAUGAGACGGCACGGCAUGGCGUGCACAAAGGAGAAAGCAGUGAAGCAGGUGCAUCCGUGUUUGCCGUAAAGAACAAGAUGGAGGUCAAAGAGCUCAUGUGCUCACAUUGUGGGAAAACAGGACAUGAUAUUGAGGCAUGCUACAAGCUGAUCGGGUACCCAGAGGGAUGGGUGUACCGCGAUCAGGCUGGAAGAGGAAGAGGAAAUGGCCGGGGAAGAAAUCGUGGUGCUGCACGAGGUGGCGGACGGACGACCGUGGCGGCUGGACGGUCGACCGUUACGGGAGGACGAGGGGAAGUCCAUGCAGUUCAAGGAGAAGAGAAAGGACCAUCCCCGCUCCCGAAUUUUGAGGAUCUGACACCUGAACAGUGGAACGCUGUUCGUCAUGCACUCUCGCUCUCCCCUACAGAUAACUCACAGAAACUAUCAGGUGAAAUGUUGAAUGAAGAUGGAGCAAGUGUUUCUUCUCCAGUUGAACACUACGACAAUGAAGAUGACAUGACUGCGGAAGAGCAGCUGAACCGUUCCACGAGGAACGGUCGACCGGAGGAGACCAGUGAAGCAAGUGAGCUACAGACGGUAGACCCGGUGGACCGUCCCGCUGUCCACGGUCGACCGUCCGAGAGGCAGAAAGAUGGACCUCUGGGAGUGCAACCAACGGUCGACGUGGUGGACCGUCCUGAGGACCACGGUCGACCGUCCGAAGGGCAGAAAGAUAACCUCCAGAGGGAUGAUGAAACGGUCGACCAUGACGAGGAGAACGGUCGACCGUCUCUGCGGCAGAAAGAAGACGCUCAGGAACCAUUACAGACGGUCGACCCCGUGGACCGUUGCACGGAUGGCGGUCGACCGUCCUUUCUCCAGAAUACAGCAGAGACCUUGGGACGUGGUCAGCGGGAAAGGCGCCCAAAUGACUCUUUGCUAUAUAUGCGGCUGUAUUGUAAAUUGUAAAACACGGAAAGGAAUACAAAGAUUUUGAUUCCGAAACAACUCUUUCACGAUCACACACAAACACACGAUCGACGGCGUGAGUCGAUCGAGAUCAGCACCGAAAAAAACGUAUCUUGCUCAGGAUUUAGCUCUGAUACCAUGUAAAAAUUUAGAGUAAAACUGACCUGUUUUC
This is a messenger RNA of Cuscuta campestris, 1335 nucleotides long. The record is from the annotation of a GenBank genome assembly. NCBI's taxonomy places the organism in Eukaryota, Viridiplantae, Streptophyta, Magnoliopsida, Solanales, Convolvulaceae.